AUGGUUUCAAGAUUAGAUGGUGAUCAUACUCAAAGUUGUAGACGUGUGCACCACCAACUGAAAAUCAUUGUCGCACCAAUGAAAGUUAAAGAUGGUCAUAGUUUAGUAUUGGGUAAAUUUGAAGAAUUCCUUAACAAAUUAGAUGAAUCUGCUACCAAUAAUCAAAUGUCAAUAAUAUUAGAAAUUUAG
Dictyostelium discoideum AX4 is the source of this 189-nucleotide messenger RNA. RefSeq lists its product as hypothetical. NCBI's taxonomy places the organism in Eukaryota, Evosea, Eumycetozoa, Dictyosteliales, Dictyosteliaceae. The record is from RefSeq and is a predicted model, not a curated record. The coding region runs from base 1 to 189 and encodes 62 amino acids. The transcript has a single exon.